Leopardus geoffroyi (Geoffroy's cat) is the source of this 1183-nucleotide messenger RNA. RefSeq names its product WAP four-disulfide core domain 1 (gene WFDC1). Gene Ontology annotation, molecular function: peptidase inhibitor activity. Gene Ontology annotation, cellular component: extracellular region. The transcript has 7 exons. NCBI's taxonomy places the organism in Eukaryota, Metazoa, Chordata, Mammalia, Carnivora, Felidae. Gene Ontology annotation, biological process: regulation of cell growth. The record is from RefSeq and is a predicted model, not a curated record. The coding region runs from base 118 to 771 and encodes 217 amino acids.
GGCCCGGCCGAGUGGAGCUGAGAGCCCGGCGGACCGUGCACGCUUCUGUCCCCCACUUGCAGGCUCCCCCCCCUCCCGGCAAGAGGGGCCCCUCUCCUCUGCCCCGUGUGGGAGGAAAUGCCUCCUCCCGGCCGCGGGAUGGGCAGCGGCGGGAGGAAGGUCAUCUGGGCUCUGGCCUUCCUGCUGCUUGUCCGCGAAGCCAGUUCUGCCAAGAAUAUCUGGAGACGGGCGCUGCAUGCCAGGCUGGCCGAGAAGCCCCGCGCCGAGGAGGCGGGGGGCCCCCGGCAGCCCCGCGCAGACCGCUGCCCGCCGCCGCCGCGCUCGCUGCCCCCGGGCGCCUGCCAGGCCGCGCGCUGCCAGGCCGACUCCGAGUGCCCGCGGCACCGGCGCUGCUGCUACAACGGCUGCGCCUACGCCUGCCUGGAGGCCGUGCCGCCCCCGCCAGUUUUAGACUGGCUAGUGCAGCCGAAACCUCGAUGGCUUGGCGGCAACGGCUGGCUCCUGGAUGGCCCUGAGGAGGUGUUGCAAGCCGAGGCCUGCAGCACCACGGAGGACGGGGCGGAGCCCCUCCUCUGCCCCUCGGGCUACGACUGCCACAUCCUGAGCCCCGGCGAUGUGGCCGAGGGCAUCCCCAACCGCGGGCAGUGUGUCAAGCAGCGCCGGCAGGCAGAUGGGCGAUUCCUACGACACAAGUUUUACAAGGAAUACCCAGAGGGCGACUCCAAGAAUGUGGCCGAGCCCGGAAAAGGACCCUUGAGGCACUUUCAGUGAGGCAAUGGGGCAGCCAGCGCGCAAGAACAUUCUUCCACUUUCUGCUAAGCCUUGGAAACCGUUGGACCAAACACGAUUUGACCCCCAGAGGCCAUGCCCAGCUCAACAGAGAUACUCAGACACAGGACACCCGGCUCUCGAUGCCAGCAUGACCCGCCUGGCUGGGUGACUUCGUGGGAGCACUGGGUCCCCGUGUGACCGUCCGGGGAACACAGCACACCUAGCAGCCCCGCUAGACCCGGAGACCCCACGGAGCCCGCCCUGGAAGAGGUCACUGCCUUUGUGAGCUGUGUCAAGCCCCUUUCCGUGUCUGUGUUGUUACGCAUUUCUUGCAGAUUUGUCUCUGGGAGGCAUGUCCCUAUGCCAAAUGUUCUCAAAAUAAAUCGCCCCUUACAAAACAGAAACGAACUUA